AUGGCCUUUCUGGUCCAGGUUAAGCUAGUGCUGGCCAUCGGGGCUACCACAUAUGAUGAGAACUUCUCGCUACGUGCGUCGGCUGUUCGAUGGGUGUACGAGACUCAGACCUGGAUUUCGGAACCCGAAUUCAAGUCGCGUCUGGGUAUACAAUUUCUACAGACCAAUAUCCUACUUUUGAUCGCUCGAGAAAUGACGGGCAUUUGCAGUGACUCAAUUUGGGUCUCGGCCGGUGAACUACUCAGAAAGGCAAUGAGCAUGGGGUUGCAUAGAGAUCCCGCUAACCUGCCGAAUAUGACGGUUUUAACUGCUGAGAUGCGCCGAAGGCUAUGGAACACGACUGUGGAGAUAGCUCUGCAGUCGAGCUUGACUUCAGGUGGACCUCCACUUGUUUCUUCCGAAGAUUUUGAUACCGGACCUCCAGGCAAUUUUGAUGACGAGCAGCUUAUGAUCAAGGACCCCGUGUUGAAACCAGAGGACAGCUUCACUCAAGUGUCCAUUACAAUCGCUCUUCGAAAGACAUUUCUGCUUCGUCUUGCGGUCACUAAGCUCUUGAAUGACAUCAGAUCCCAUGGGACAUAUGAGGAAACCCUUCAACUUGACUUAGAUCUGAGGUCAUCAUGCAAGACUUUAUGUCGAACCCUCCAAGGAUAUACCUCGAGCACUGGACCCUUGCCCUCUCGAUUUUCAAUACGCGCCGUAGAUGUUCUAAUGCUUCGCUACCUUUUCCUCCCUUCACGUCCCGUUUUUCGGUCCAGCAUUACACGAGGCAACCUAUGCAUUUUCAAGGAAGAUAGUGGUCGAAACUUCACUCAAACUCUGGUGUGCAACAUAUCCUGCAUCAUCAAUCAUGCCUACUCAGACACGUGGUGUCAACGCUGCUUCGCCGGAUAA
Molecule: messenger RNA, 894 nt
Organism: Monascus purpureus
Lineage: Eukaryota; Fungi; Ascomycota; Eurotiomycetes; Eurotiales; Aspergillaceae
Source: the annotation of a GenBank genome assembly